AUUGCCAUUCGCACCGAAGAGCUGCUAAAAAUGGCCAGCGACGGGCAGUCACUAAAAAAAUACCGUACAAAACAUUUUGAGAAAAAUUCCGUCGCUUUUUAUUUGCUGUUGCUGUUAUAGAAAAUUCAAUUAUACUUGCUAAACUAACGGUUAAUCGGUUUCUACGAAGGGGCUUAUGCGUAAUUGGAGAGUGCGCGCUAAACGCGUGGUGAAAACGGAUUGGAAAACCAUUUUUCAUACGCAGCAAACAGGCAAUGAGCGCGCGUGAGAGUGUGUGUGUGUGUGCCACAGAAAGUUGCAAGCAGCCUAGAGCUAAAUAGGCGCACGGUUGUUAAAUAUUCACCGUGCUCUCUCGCUUUAUGCAAUAACAAAAUCUGCAAAUUCCCCCAUUAGGCGCAAAAAUGUGAAAAAAAAAGGGGGGCAAAAAACCAAUGGGAAUUUCUCAAUGUUGUGUCAAUACAGUGAGAGCGACGUACGAAAAGUCAAAAGCAAAGGAGAGGAGAAUGGAAUAACACAAAAAAAGAGCUGAGCCACAGCAAAGAAGCAAGAAGAAACGCGAAGCAGGCUCUAAAAGAAAAAUCGAAAUAAUAAAAAAAAAACACGCACGCAUGUGUUGGUGUGUGUGAGCGAGUGAGAUUCUGUGCGCGUGUAAGUGCAAAUGUGUGUGUGAGAGAGUGAAACGUAUAAAUAAAAUUCAGCCAAAUGCAGAAGCCAACAACAAAAUGGAUAACAAAACUACACAGUUGGAUUUUAAAUUACUGGUAAUUAAAUAAUGUUUACCAUUACCCCAUCCCGUCCCACUUUUUCCACUAUUCCAAUAUCACUUACACAUACAGCAGCUGCUGUUUGGAAGUGUCUGUGCAGUCUACAUUCCGUGUGACUGCGACUGUCUAAUUGAGAGAGCAGCAAAACAACGUGUAAUGCGUAGGGAAGGAAGAGAGCGGCAGAGAGAAAGACAAAAAGAGAGAGAGAGAGAGCUUGAUAGAAGAGGAGGAGGUGGAGGACAGAUAACAAAUGAAGUACAGUGUGCACUGGUCGCAUUUAUUAUUGUUGUUUUCGUUGUAUAUUUAGCUGCUGUUCUUGUUGUGGCUGUGCUUCUUGUUGCUGUAAUGUGAAAAGGUGGAUCAAUCACUAAAUCUACUGGACAGCCUCAACACGGCAUUGCGGUGCGAUGCUAUUCAAUUCUUGCUGCAGACGCUUAAGUGCAAGUACCCGGAGGCCUGCGACCAAGUCGUCAGGAAUCUGUUCAGUCACAUAGCUGCGGCCAAUGACAAUGUGGGGGCAGGAGGAAGGGCGCAGCAACACGAGCUAGCGAGGACGAAGCAGCUCCAGCUGCUGCUGACCGCUAAGAAGGAGAAGAAAGAACCGGGAAUCGGUUGCGAGGCGGAGAUCAAGCGAGAGAACGAUGAGGAGGAGGCGGGUUCAACGGAUCUGAACCAGAAUUUCGAGAAGAUCCCCUGCAAAGAGGAGUUUAUGUGCCUCGAGGAGGAGGAGGAGGACUUUCUCGACGAUGCAGACACGCAGAACUCGUCUUCCCUGCAGUUCCACACCGGCAACAAUGUGGACGCCCUGGCCCUGGGCCCUGGCGAUCCGCUGGAGCUGAUCCAGUCCGGAGUUUCGCUGCUGGUCAAGCGGAAGUAUGCUGCCACCUUCGAGGACGAGGACCAGCUGGACGGGGAUGAGGAGGCCAACAGCAAUAGCAGUGACGGCAAGCUGGUCAAGCGAAAGCGCACCAACAACAUGCACCUGACCGUGUCGAGUGUGCGUCGGAAAGAGGAGCACGGCCAGUUGGGCGAUGGCUACGUCUUCCACGAAGACAGCCAGUAUACGAUGCGGUAUCACCACAGCACCGGCGAGUUCAGCGAGCGGGCCUUUAAGGCCCAGUUCCGGGCUCUGCUCCGCCUGGCGCUCAGUCAGCACCACAAGCCGUUUCUCCGGCAGUUCUACGAGAACUUUGUUGUGAAUGGACGCUUGCUGGGGACCACGCCCUCGAUGCGGGUCCUGAAGGAGCUGCGCGAGCAGCGGCUGGAGGAGUGGCGCCGUCAGCGGGAACGCCGCCAGCUUGUAAUCCUAAUGGAGCAGAGCGAGAUUCAGUGCGAAGAAGAGUGUCAGCGACAGCAGGAGGAGCUGCAGAAUCAGGAGGAAAUCCAGCAGGAGCAGGAACAGCAGCAACAGCUGGAGGAUAUUCAGCAGCAGCAGCACAUGGAGGAGAUUCAGCGGCAGCAGCAACUGCCGGCCAUCUCGUUUGGUGACUCUGAAUUGGAGUCGGAAACGGAAUCGCAGCUGUCGUCGGCUGCCCAAGAGAUUAUGAAGUUCGAGGAGUUCAUUGACGAGGGUGUAGGCGCUGGGCGUCUGAUCGAUGGUCUGGAGAUGGAACCCGAGAUCGAUGACAUGCUAGCUGGCGCUGGCAGUAUGAACAGUGCCAGUGGACAUAGCAGCAACAGUAGCAGCAGCGGAAGUGGGAGCGCCGGUAAUGGGAAUGGCAUCAGCGGGGUGAUCCUGGAGAACAAUAGUCAUCAUUCGCAUCACCUAAGUAGCAGCAGCAGCGCAAAUCUUGUGAUCAACGGCCUUACGUCAAGCAAUAGCAUCAGCAACAAUAAUAAUAACAACAACAAUGUCAGUCUACACCGCCCUCAACUGACGCCACAGGCGCAGAAUCAGUUGGCCGCGUCGAUGAAACCAUCAGACCAUAUGCCCAUUUCCAUGCCCAUGGAGAACAGGGAUUUAAAGGCCGGGCAAGCGGCUCAUGGGACUCCCAACGCCAUCAUGCAGGGCAGUAGUUCGAGCCUCGCCAGCCAACUUCAUCAGCAACAAAAACAUUACAACUCGAGCAAUAAUCCCCUGUCCAUGAUGGGUGGCAUGAUGCAGCAGCAGCAGCAUGUGGGUAUGCCGCACCAGCAGCGCCAGAUGAUGAUGAUGCCGGAGGAUUUCCCGCAGCACGGAGCCUCAAUGAUGAACAGUCGUCAAAUGCCUGCCCUGGCCGCCUUGUCGAAUCUGGGCGAUCCACCUGCUGUGAGUGGCCAGCUUAACUCCUCCCUUGAGCUGGACGACAAUGACCUGUCGGCGGAUGAGGACGAUGACGAUCUGGACCACGACCUGGACGAUAUGGACGCGGCCAAGCAACAGCUAAUAGAUGGCGGCAGCAGUAGCAGCACAUCUCUUCAGGCACCACCUUCGCAGCACGGCAGCGGAAGUGGAGGCAGCGGUGGCCAGACGCCCGGUAGCAAAAAGGACAAGCCCAGCUACAACUGUCUGCUCUGUCCCAAGUCCUAUCGCAAGCGCAAGUCCCUGCUGGACCAUUACAAAAUGCAUCCGGGCUACUGCCACGACUGCGGUCAGCGCAACGGGAACACGCUGGAGGAAAUAAUCCACCACAACCGGACCAUGCAUGUAAAGGAGUUUCCGUUUGUGUGCGAAACGUGCGGAGAGUCGUACUCCCGCAAACAGCAGUUCCACGCCCACGUGGAGUCGCACAAUAAGAAGGAAAUCAAAACCUUUCCCUGCGGAGAGUGCGGUCUUAAGUUUCCGCAAAAGAAACUGCAGCAACACUUCGAGGAGACGGGCCACAAGGCGGACGGGGCUAUCUGCGAGGUGUGCGGCGAGGAGUUCCAGUCGAAGAAUGCCCUGUACCAGCACAUUAUUCGUGUGCACAAGCGCGACAACUUCUUCGAGUGCCACAUUUGCCAUAACCGCUUCACGCUGAAAGCCAACCUGGAGCGGCACGUCCAGCUGCACACCGAGAUCAAGCGGCCCUACGUGUGCGAUCUGUGCGGCUCUUCCUACUUCACAUAUCCCGCGCUCAAGGAGCACUACAGCAACGCCCACGUUGACGUGUCCGAGUGCAAAUGCACGCUGUGCGGCAAGCGCUUCGGAUCGGCCAAGUCCCUGCAGCGGCACCUGCCCUCGCACUCGGAGGAAAGGCCGCACUGCUGCAACUAUUGCGAUCAGACCUUCAAAUGGAAAACGCACCUGGUGCGCCACAAGCAGACAACGCACGGAAACGAGCCACCUCCUCCUAAGAAGGGAAAGCAGCGCUUUCCCAAAGCAAGCGAAGAAGAUAUGGCUAGCUUACCGGACAUGCCGGGGCCACCGCCCGUGAAGGCUAGUAAAAAGGCAGUAACCAGCAAGGCAAAAGCGCAGGCAGCAGCCGCCGCCGCAGCAGCAGCAGCAGCAUCUUCCCAGCAACAACAACAGAAGGGCUCCGCAGCAACGCCGACGCCGCCACCGCCGGUAUCUACUACUCCGGGAUGCCUGCAACAGGAUCAAUUCAAUGCGGCCAUGGUUAGCAGCAACAGCUCGCAGUCCUCCACGGCGUCCACGUCACAACACUCGGUGUCGACGAGUGAAUCUCAGCAGAAUUCCAUAUACAAUCAGAGCUUUAAUGCGGAGAAACAGCAGCCAGGACAGCAGCAGCCCCAAAAUGCCUUGCACCAGCAACAUCCAACGCCGCCACCGCAGCAGCAACAACAGCAGCAGCAGGCGCCGCCACAGUCACGAGUUGCACCCGGAGAACUGCAUCUGCAACGGAUGAAUAGCUUCGGGCAGGAUGGACAAUUUCACUUUGAGUCUAAUCCGGCAGCUGGUGCCUAUCAGCAGCAUCAACUGAUCAGCCAGUAUCAGCAACAGCAGCAGCAGCAACAGCAACAGCAGCAGCCCCAGCAGCAACAACAUCAUCUCGCCCAACAACAGCAGCACAUGAGGAGUCACACGCCCCAGAGUCCACAUCCGCCGCAUCCUUCGCAGCUGCAACAACAGCAGCCCCAACAGCACUUUAGCUCCCCUCACCACAUGCCGCCAAUGCAUCAUCAACACCAGCUGAUGAUGCAACAGCAACAUCGCCACAAUCAGCGCUCGCCGCUUCACCAUCAUCCUGCAGCCCAGCAAAUUCAACAGCAGCACCAGCAACCAUCGCAUUCCCCACAGCAUCAGCAUGCGAGAUUGCAGUCGCCCCAACCUGCUCCAGUACAACAACAACAGCAGCAGCAACAACAACAGCAGCAGCAGCAGUUUCUGCAGCAACAGGCUACCGACUCCUGGGGUAACAUGAACUUUGGGAAUCCGCCGAACAAUCAGCAGGUUGAGCUCAAGGACAACAAAUUUUAUAUUGUGGAAUCGGCCGAGUUCCUAGGUCUUCCAAUGAAUGUGCCGCCAUCUCCGCAGCAGCAGCAACAAGCAGUAAGCAAGCCCCAGCAGCAGCAGCAACACCCACAACCGCAGCAACCAGAUCCAACCCUUGCUGGUGAUCUGAUGAGCUUCCAGCAUAUGUGGCCGGCGCCUGGUUUUAGCCAGUCUUCACAGCAGCAACAACCACAACAACAACAGCAGCAGCAGCAAGCGGCGCAGCAGCAACAACAACAGCAGCAGCAACAGGCCCAAGGCCAGGCAAACUCAAGUGAUCCCCACAACUACAAUAACAUCGGCAGCAUACUAACGAAUCUCAUUGACACAAAUCCCGCGCCAAUGGAGUACAACUUCGACUUGAUGCAGCAGCAACAAACGCCGUCAGCCCAGCAGCAGCAACAGCAGGCGGCGCAGCAGCAACAUCACAGUGCCGGAGGAUAUGGGAGCGGUUUGAUGCGCAGUGGAGGCGGCGUUUACGGAGGAGCCUACGACCAGCACUUGAGUGAUCAACUGGUUAGCGAGCAGCAGAAACAAAACAGCUUUCAACCCUACCACCCACAUGGCCUGCAGCCGCAACAACAGCAGCCACUGCAUCCGCACCUGUUACCCCCGCCAGCGCCCCAUAGCAAUGUGUACGAUCGCACGGGAGUUGGAGUUGGUGUCGGUGUCGGAGUGGGCGUAGGCGUGGGCGUGGGCUAUCCGAUGCUGGGAGACGAUACCAAGGGCGUGCUGCCGCCCAUGAUGGGUGGCAUGAUGCAGCAAAUGCCGCCGCAUGGGCAGCAACCGGAUCUAAUCUACUACCCAGUGAAGAACGAUUGACAGUCGAAGCAAAAUCAGCAGCCAGCCCAGCAGCCGAAUCACCUUCACCACCAUCGCUGGUGGACGGAGCCAGCCAAGAGAGGCGAUGUUUUUCAUUGAAGAAACAACCGAAAACAGGAAACGGAAUACGGAACAAGUUCGCUUAGAUUGUAAGUUAAGGGGGGACGGGACGGUGGAUGUGUGGAAGUGUGGAACGCGAGGAGUUGUAGAUAGGGCAGUCCACACAUUGUUUUUGAAAUUAAGAGCAAUAAUAUAAAGAUUAGAGCGGAAAGAGCUCAGAAUAUCUAAUCCGACCGGCGCUAUGAUACGUGUAUAAAAGUAAUCAUUUACAAAAUACAUCAAAUAAACAGAAGCAUGUAUACAUAAUUAAAUUCAGACAUAUACAUAGUAGCACCUAAGCGAGGCGAGAGCAAGAGUUAAAUUAAAAACUAUAAAUAAUAAAUAUAUAUAUAAAUUAUAUGAAGCAUAUAUAUUAGGCUAAGCAACUACAAUAAUGGCAGACCACAACCACAAGCAACUUUCGAACAAAUCUUAUGCUUAUUUACCAUUUACCAUACGAGUUAUGAAUGCAACGCCCCACAAACACGCGUGCGUUUAUGUAUAAUCAAAUCAAAACAAUCCAACAUUAUAUCCGUACACAUGAUAUCUAUGUAAACCUCGGGAGACCCCUAAGUUGUAGAUGAUUGAUUUUAUUCGGGUCAUGCAUCACAAACGGAGACGAUACAAAACAAAAGUACACGACGCUUUGACCACACAAAGUUGUAACCAUAUCAUGAGGCAUCUUCCCCGUAUAAUUAUGUAAUUGUAUUUUCGAUAGUGCUUGUUAUUUUCUAUUUAGUUAACGAAUUGAUUAUACUUACGAAGCCUUUCUGCUGAUUACCGCCAGCCACACUUUUGUUAGAUUAGUGCCUAAGUCUAGUUGAUAUCCCAAUGUAUACCCCGACAUUUUGUGGCUUUUUACACCCAAACCUUGUAUAGCUACUCUAUAGCAUUUCCGAUUUUUUUGAAGCUCCCCUAUUCUACAUCUACAUCCGGUUUAUUCAAUAUUUCUCUUCGAUGAAUUUCCUUAUAUUCAUGACAGGCCCCGAAAACAUUUAAGUUAAUCACAGCGUUGUUCUUGUUUUACACAUUAUUAAAAUUCAGCAACAUAAGAAUUGUAUAUUUAAGUGAAAGUUUAAAACGUUAACUGUGUAAGCAUACUUUUAUGAACAAAACAAAAGCAACAAAAAAAAAAAAACAGAACAAAAAUGAAAAAUGAAAUCAACAAACUUCACUAAGAUUAGGUUUGUAUUCUGGAUACAAAAAAAGAAGCAAAA
Molecule: messenger RNA, 7256 nt
Organism: Drosophila erecta
Lineage: Eukaryota; Metazoa; Arthropoda; Insecta; Diptera; Drosophilidae
Product: putative mediator of RNA polymerase II transcription subunit 26
Exons: 7
Coding region: 1474-5940 (1488 amino acids)
Biological process (GO): regulation of transcription by RNA polymerase II
Cellular component (GO): chromosome; nucleus
Molecular function (GO): RNA polymerase II cis-regulatory region sequence-specific DNA binding; chromatin insulator sequence binding; DNA-binding transcription factor activity, RNA polymerase II-specific
Source: RefSeq, a predicted model, not a curated record